This is a messenger RNA of Besnoitia besnoiti, 3288 nucleotides long. RefSeq lists its product as uncharacterized. The record is from RefSeq and is a predicted model, not a curated record. Bases 1 to 3288 code for a protein of 1095 amino acids. The transcript is spliced from 2 exons. NCBI's taxonomy places the organism in Eukaryota, Apicomplexa, Conoidasida, Eucoccidiorida, Sarcocystidae.
AUGCCGCGUUCGGGGACGUCUUCCUCGCCGUUGGCGCGCAGCCGACGAGGCGGGAAGCGCGGGGGCAGGGCAAGGAGUCGAGCGAGACGCCCUCGUGGAGAAUCCAAGCAAAGCUCCGGCCCAGAAUCGAAUGACUCCACAGACCCCCCAGCCUACGUACACCCGCACGCUUCGCCGUACCUUCUUCAUAAGUCUUUGAUUCCUCCUUCUCCGUCUUCCCCCCGCGUCUUUGCUCCGCGCAUGCCGGUUCUUGCGCCAGUGUCGGGGGCAAAUGCUGGUGUUUCCCACACGCUCGGGAGUUUUAGCAAUACAGCCUCCAGCUACGGUUCACACCGGCUUUUGUCCCCUCCUCCUGACCGGGCAGCCGCUCUCUCGCCUUCCGCGCACAGUCUCUUUCCCGUAAAUGCUUCAUCCUACGUCGAUCCCAGUGGAAUUCAGGUCUCCGUGCUCAUUCCUUUUCAGCCGUCUUCCGCGACUUCUCCCCUUGCGGGUGCGACUUUCGGCGAUGCUCCCAUAAGCGACGCAGAACGGCUCGGGCUCAUCUCCGAAGGUUUUCAAACGCAACUGAGGCCGCGCGCGAAACGACCCAACCCGCGAGGCACAGCGUCUAAGCCUUCUCCACUUUCGUCUCCCAUCUCUUCCCCAACUUAUUCGUCUUCUACACAGUCUUCAAAUGCAGCGCUCGGCUGGGGGCAAGUGGUCUAUUCGCCUAGGUCCUCCGCACCGAAAACCCGAGUAUCGCAGCGGGAUCUGUCGUUGCCGUCGCCCCCGCCCGGCCUGCCCUCUUCGCCGAGGCAAGAGAGGAGGUCAACAGGUCGGCUCUUGGUUUCCCACACAGCCGCAAGAGCGGCAAAUGCUGCCUCUGUUUCUGAGGAGAGGAGUGGCAAACGGGAGUCUCAAGGCAGGGGAGACGAGCCUAAGGAGCCCAGAAGGGCUGCGAGAGCAGCGCAGGCGGACAGCAACUUCCCGGGAGAAUCGCUUCGGGGUGGAACGCCAACUACCUCGCCUGCUCAGGUGGGGAGCGGCUCGCUUCUUCCAGCGGAGGAUGCGUUUACACGCGCCUCUCGAGAAGAUCCCCGGUCUCCAUGGGGGAGCAGCGAACGCAGACGAAGCAGUUACCGUGCAGGAACACCGCGACGAGCGCCGCGAAACAGGAGUCAGGGUCGUGGGGAUGCUCCGUCCUUUCCUCUGGCUGCGCCAGGCUUCGAACCGACGGCCUUCACCCACGACGGCCGUCCGCCCCCGCAGCCACGUUCCGCUGGUCGACUCAGGCGAGCCCUCCCAACAUGCCGUUUGUAUGCAUUGCAGCAGGACGCGCCGGUUACAGAAGACUCCGCGCAAGUGGAGGAAACUUUGCGAGGCGCGCGAGAUCCAGUUGGCGUUCAUUCAGACGCAAGGUCAGGAGCGGGGUCGCCCGACGAGUCGAGAACCGGUGAACCUCCGCUAGCCAGUGAGGGCAGCGCGUACGUCUCCAGAAGACGCGGGACGGGGCACAGUGGAAGCUCCAGCCGAGCCGAGGAGGGCUGUGACUCUUCUCGCGUCACUCUUUACGACAGAGUAGUGGGUGGUUUCAAGCGCGUUUCCCUCAGUUUCUUCCAAAGAAACCGCUGCGCGGACGAGGCGGAUCCGCGAUUCUCAGAAAGCGAGGGCGGGCGUGCGAUCCCCGCAGAAGUGAAGAAUCGGAAGUUCGUGGAGCGACAGCCGGCGAGACUCAGUGCGACAAGGAAGCGAGAGGCAGGCGAGGGGGGAGAGACAAGAGCGGGCGCCGUAGGAGGGGCGCGUAGCGCGAGGGCGGUUGAGACAUACGAGCAGCCGCUGACGAAAGAAAACCCGCCGCAGGCACCGGCCGAAGGCUUAGACCACGGGAUGCCUUCCCUUUCGUCGGCCGUCUCGUCUUCUCUCUUGCCUCCUCCCUCUUCAAGUCUCCGGUCGCUGGCGUCUGUGCCCUUCUCUCUCGUGUGCUUCCUAUUCUCUGGCAUUUUGCCCUCGCCUACGUUUCUUCCUCCUGAGCAGAAUCUCGAGGCCCUUCAUAACUCGGGAGCGGUGAACUGGGCGCUCGCCAGCAAGGGGGCUCGGAUUCUCGUUGAAGAGACGACGGGGCUUGCGCCUCUGUGGGUCGCGAACCUCUCACGCUACCUCGGCGCUCUCGCUUCUUUCUUUAUGCCAACGUACAUCACAGAAAGGGCUGGAGGGAGAGAGAGCAGGAGAGGUCCGAAUGGAGCUCUUUCGGACGCGCGAUGGGUAUCGCCGACAGGCGGCGAGGAGGAAGAAGGGGAUUCCCUCUCGCGGUCUCACCUGGAUCUCUCUGCGGUCAACUGGGCUCAUUACUUCCCACUGUACGACUAUGAAAAGGACGCUCGUGUGCUGCUGGAGCCAGCGAAAACAGCCGCAGAGAAGGAUCGAUUUUUCCACUUCGAGGAGGCGCAGGGGCAAGUCGCCAUCCAGCUGGGCGAGCGCAUUGCCGUCACCGCCAUCGGCAUCAGGACGAAACACCGUCAUGAAACUCACGCAAACACGUCGUGGGCGGGAUUGUGUGACCCCACAGUCCCCAAGCGGGUCACGCUCUUCGCCGCAGUGGCGAACCCCCGUCCGGCGCGCGCGAGUCGAGCGACUCUAGGAACACCGAUGGCGAAGCGCAGCGGGGAAGAGGGCGCGGAGCUCGGGACAGACGACGGUGGGGAGGGAGAGGGGAGAGAAGGAGACGAAAUGCACGCACGCGACGAAGGAGACUGCCGUGGAGACUCAACGGGCUCCAUGGGGUGUAGCAGCAACCCCUGGGAGUGGGCUACUGUGGCGGCGUUCGAUAUUCCGUGCGUGGUAAGUCCCGAAGCCUCUGUUCACGUCUUUCCAGUGCGGAAACAGGUCUUUCAGCCUCGGCAGGGCGACUCGGAGUUGCAUCGCGCCCUCCUAGGCUGGAUGGGAGACACUCAGGAGGAACGGGGCGGAGAACGCGCGCGCCUCAGCUCAGCCCAGUCCGGUAGAUCGAAUGAACAGGCAAGCGACGAUCUGUGUGGUAUCCCUACGCACACGCGAGUGCAAACGAAAUCAACGGCGCGCCGCCGCAUAUGUGUCGAGGAGGCGGAAGCGGAGAGGGAGUUUGGAGGAGGCACUAGAGGGGCGACAGCGGAGUCGCACCUCGCCACGCAAUGCGUCGCAUGUGGUGUCGGCAAAAAUGACUGCGUCCUUACUGACAAAGUGAAAUUUGUUGUUGAGGCUCAAGAUGGAGCUCCUUGCACGAGGCUCUACAGUCUUGAAGUCUAUGGGUGCGACGGAUCCUUAGGAAAGUAA